Molecule: messenger RNA, 879 nt
Organism: Xenopus laevis (African clawed frog)
Lineage: Eukaryota; Metazoa; Chordata; Amphibia; Anura; Pipidae
Gene: irak1bp1.S
Product: interleukin 1 receptor associated kinase 1 binding protein 1 S homeolog
Biological process (GO): positive regulation of canonical NF-kappaB signal transduction; immune response
Cellular component (GO): cytoplasm; nucleus
Source: RefSeq, marked provisional
CGCAUUAGAGGCGUCGGUUGCCAUAGAAACCAGCAUGGCUGCCACUUCCCCCGUGUCCCGUAUUUUUGCUUCUUUACAGCCAGCGAACUCCUCAGCCUUACACACGGGCGACUUGGAAAACAGAGCUGGCAUAGUUGUUGGGCAACACGGAGGGCGGGAGGUGCAAGUUAGCGGUAGCGCGGAACUAAGCGCUGCUCCUGACAGGGCCCAAGUAUGUAUUGCGGUUAGCAGCAGUAAAGGUACAGCGGCUGAAGCCAAGAGCAGCGUGCAGAGGCGCCUGGAGUACAUCGCACAGAGUCUACGGCAAGGGGGAGUGACGGAAGAAAAUAUAACAGUAUCCAAGGAAUUUCAAAGACUAUCAAACACAUACAAGAUGGAAGCAGUGGUAUGCGUUGUAUUCAGUGACUUUGAUAAACUGCAGAGCAACUGCAACUUGCUUGUUGAAAAACUAGACAGCUCAGUGAACAUAAGCCCUCCACAUUUCUAUCAUACAGCAGAUUGCCUGGAAAAAUUAAGGCGGGAAGUUUGUCUUGGUGCAGUUGCUAAUGCCCGGCGAAAAGCUCAAGAGGUAUGUCGUUUGGUUGGCCACUCACUAGGGAAAGCUUUAAUCAUCAGAGAAGAAGAGUUGAGGGAAUGGGAAGAUCAAGCAGAGAGCUCUCAAGCACACCAGUCUAUUCAGUCUAAAAUUAAGACUGCCACAAUAUAUGCAGCCUCAAAAAUUUUAGCAACCUUCGAAAUAAAGGGAAAAGAGAGGCACAAAAAGAACCGUUAAAGUGUCUUAACACAGAACAAACCAUUACAAGUUUUUAAAGUUUUUUUAUAUAUAUAUAUAUAUAUAUAUAUAUAUCAGACAAAUAAAUAUUCCAUUUUAAAAAAUCA